AUGGACAAUACAUUUCAACUCAAUGAUGUUGAUUUGGGUGAUGAUUCCCUCACUGCCGACCCUACUCCUGGAUCUAGUGUGUCUGCUAGCACUGAAUGCACACCAAAUGAACAUGUUAAUCUGAUUUCUCUUGUUGUUGUUGAAUCUGGGGCUGGGGCUGGGGCUGGGGCUGGGGCUGAGGGUGGGGCUGGGUUGAAGUGUAAUUGGUGCAAGAUGUUGUUUUCUAUAGGGAAAUCUAGUAUUACCUCCACCCUUAGUAGGCAUUUAACUGCUUGUAUGAAGUUUGUGGAGGUGAAUAGCCUUAAGAAGCAAAAGACUUUGUCAUUUGAACCUAGUGAUGACAUUGAUGGUUUAGGGACCUUGACAAACUUUACUUUCAAUGAGAAGAAAGUUAGAGAACUUGCUGCCCAUAUGGUACUUCUACAUGAAUAUCCCUUUAACAUGAUGGAGCAUGAACUUUUUAACAAGUUCAUGAGGGCUUGUACACCAUACUGGAAAAAAAUUAGUCGUGCCACUGUAAAAAGUGAUUGCAUUGCCACUUAUAACAUUGAAAAGAAAAAGUUGAAAACACUUCUAAGUGGGAUUGAUAGGGUAAACAUAACUACUGAUAUGUGGGCCUCCUCCCAAAGGGUUUCAUAUAUGGUGGUUACUUGCCAUUUUGUAGAUUCUAAUUGGCUACUCCAAAAGAGGAUUUUAAAUUUUUGUAAUGUACCUCCACCACAUUCGGGUGUUGUUAUUGCUGAAGCCUUAAGGAACAGUUUUAUUGAAUGGGGCAUUUUGGAUAAAGUAUUUAUAAUAACUGUUGAUAAUGCUAGUGCUAAUGCUACUGCCAUUGACAUUUUGAGAGAUGAUAUUGAGUUGAAGGGUAGUUUGCCUAUUGGGGGGCUUAUGUUUCAUGUUAGGUGCUGUGCUCAUAUUACUAAUUUGUUGGUGCAAGCAGGGCUUUUAGAAAUAGGGGACAUAAUAGAUUCUGUUAGGCAGGGGAUUAAGUAUAUAGUGGCUUCUGAGAGGCGGUUGAAUUUAUUUAGUGAUAUAGCAAAGCGUUUGGACUUGGGUUGUAAUAAACUUAUUUUAGAUGUUCCUACCCGAUGGAAUAGCACCUACUUGAUGUUGAAGACUACAAUUAGGUUCAAGGAAGUGUUUCCUAGAUACCAUAGAGUAGAGCGGGCUUUUCUGUGGGUGGUAAGUCCUGAACAAUGGGAUAAGGUUGAGAAUGUGAACCAAGUUUUAGUUGUUUUCAAUGAUGUGACCAAUGUUGUCUCUGGAAGUGACUAUCCUACAUCCAAUCUGUUUCUACCUGAGGUGUGGAGAAUGAAAGCAAUUGUGAUAUUAAGUCUGCGGAUAGGAAUGAGUAUAUAA
Messenger RNA from Corylus avellana, 1359 nucleotides. The record is from RefSeq and is a predicted model, not a curated record. Lineage: Eukaryota; Viridiplantae; Streptophyta; Magnoliopsida; Fagales; Betulaceae.